GGGAGGGAGCCGGGACUGGGGAGGGAGCCGGUCGAGGGGACGGCGCGGCAUCUGCUCUGGGGCUGGCGGCGCUGAGAGGUCUAAGCGAUGAGCUAUCCAGGCUAUCCCCCCCCUGCAGGGGGCUACCCACCAGCUGCCCCAGGCGGUACUGCCUGGGGGGGCACAGCCUACCCCCCCACCAUGCCCCCAAUCGGGCUGGACAAUGUGGCCAACUACGCUGGGCAGUUCAACCAGGAUUAUCUUUCAGGAAUGGCUUCUAACAUGCCAGGGACAUUUGGAGGAGCCAGCAUGCCAAAUAUAUACCCUGGAGCGCCUGGAGGAGGUUUCCCACCCAUUACUCCUGGGGGGUUUGGGCAGCCCCCUCCUGCCCAGCAACCAGUGCCCCCUUAUGGAAUAUACCCACCUCCUGGAGGAAACCCACCCUCAGGAAUGCCAGGUUACUCAGGAUACCCCGGGGGCCCUGUGCCAGGCCAGCCCAUGCCCCUUCCUGGGCAGCAGGCUCCAGGGGCCUAUCCUGGUCAGCCGCCAAUGACCUAUCCAGGGCAACACCCAAUGCCACCACCUUCCCAGCAGCCAGUGCUACCACCUGGGCAACAACAACCGAUGCCAUCCUACCCUGGAUUCUCAGGCUCAGUCACCCCAGCUGUCCCUCCAUCGCAGUUUGGAAAACGAGGCACCAUCCCAGAUGCUCCCAACUUUGAUCCCCUAAGGGAUGCGGAAGUCUUGCGGAAAGCCAUGAAAGGAUUUGGCACUGAUGAACAGGCCAUCAUCGACUGCCUUGGAAGUCGCUCCAACAAGCAGAGGCAACAGAUCCUUCUUUCCUUCAAAACAGCAUAUGGGAAGGACCUGAUCAAGGAUCUCAAAUCAGAACUCUCAGGGAAUUUUGAGAAGACCAUCCUGGCUUUGAUGAAGACUCCGGUCCUUUUUGACGUCUAUGAGAUAAAGGAAGCCAUCAAGGGCGCUGGCACAGAUGAAGCGUGCCUCAUUGAGAUCCUCGCCUCUCGCAGCAAUGAGCAUAUCCGAGAAAUCAACAGGGCCUACAAAACAGAAUUCAAGAAGACUUUGGAGGAAGCCAUAAGAAGUGACACAUCAGGACAUUUCCAGAGACUUCUGAUCUCACUUGCUCAGGGAAACCGAGAUGAAAGCACAAAUGUGGAUUUGUCCCUGGCUCAGAGAGAUGCCCAGGAGUUGUAUGCAGCUGGAGAGAAUCGCCUGGGGACUGACGAAUCCAAGUUCAAUUCCAUCCUGUGCACAAGGAGCCGAGCUCACCUGACAGCAGUUUUCAAUGAGUACCAGCGGAUGACAAACCGGGAUAUUGAGUCGAGCAUCUGCCGGGAGAUGUCUGGGGACUUGGAACAGGGCAUGCUGGCUGUGGUCAAGUGCCUCAAAAACACUCCAGCUUUCUUUGCGGAAAGACUCAACAAGGCAAUGAGGGGAGCAGGAACAAAAGACAGGACUCUCAUCCGAAUCUUGGUGUCUCGAAGUGAAGUUGACCUGCUUGACAUCCGAGCUGAGUAUAAGAGGCUCUAUGGCAAGAGUCUGUACCAUGACAUUACGGGAGACACCUCUGGGGAUUACCGGAAGAUCCUGUUGAAGAUAUGUGGAGGCAACGACUGAGCCUGUGUGCUUGCCUUCUGACCCAGAAGAGGGAAAGAACAGCAGCCAAGUUUGUUUGUUGUUUUUCCUCCCAAAAAAGAAAUCCCAGACUUGUGUAGAUGUUCCAGUGAGAAGUGGAUGUCAAAACAUCCAUCGUAGAUUCCUGUCUCUGUCCCAUCCUUUCCCUCCCCUAAUGGCAUAUCACGCUGAAGGACUUUGAUAGAUGUUUUAGGACUUUUCUCAGGAUAUUUUUUUUCCAUCCGUCACAGUGGCCACCAGCUUCCUGCUGCUGAAGUAGAUAAUUGGUUUUCUUUCCUCUCUCACAGUCUCACAUGGUCCCAUGUUCCUGUUGCACAUUCUGAGACUGUUGGCUUCAUUUAGACUUUUUAAUUGUGUUUUGAAGCAAUGCUUAAUUUUUUUUAAAUAGCCAUUGCCAUACGCGUGUCUUUUUUUUUUUUUUUUAAACCACAAACAUUUCUGGUGCAAGGGAUGACUGGUUCUCUGUGGAGGGGUGCCCUGUUUGAGAAGGGAGUGGAAAGGCAUUUAAAUGUAACUUGUGUGUCUGGAGGGAAUGUGUCAUGAGAACUGUCAUUGCCAAACACUUUUUAAAAUAUAUAUAGAGAGAGACUGUGUGCUAUGCCAUUAGUGCACAUAUCAUGAGAAUGUAGCAGCAGCUGCUAGCCAACGACAAAAACCCUUCUGUUUUGAUAGAUGCCUUAAACCUGAAUGUCUGUAGCUGAAAGCUGUUAUCAAAUUAAAGCCAUCUCUCUUCUAAACCUUC
Molecule: messenger RNA, 2377 nt
Organism: Vombatus ursinus (common wombat)
Lineage: Eukaryota; Metazoa; Chordata; Mammalia; Diprotodontia; Vombatidae
Gene: ANXA11
Product: annexin A11
Exons: 15
Coding region: 88-1617 (509 amino acids)
Biological process (GO): phagocytosis; cytokinetic process
Cellular component (GO): cytoplasm
Molecular function (GO): calcium-dependent phospholipid binding; calcium ion binding
Source: RefSeq, a predicted model, not a curated record